Messenger RNA from Diversispora eburnea, 2325 nucleotides. Lineage: Eukaryota; Fungi; Glomeromycota; Glomeromycetes; Diversisporales; Diversisporaceae. The record is from the annotation of a GenBank genome assembly.
AUGUCAGAAAGAAAAAGAACUUUUGACGUUUUCUCGAGCCAUAAUAGCUCAGUUUCAAAAAAGCCACAUAUUCCUCAAACAACGAGUUCGAGUGAAAGUGGUCAGAAUGAUCAAGAUACAAGCACUAGUAGUUCUAAUAUUUACAAUAUUAUAGCAAACGUAGAUAUAUCAGAUCCGGAAUGGCUCGAGAAAUAUCAAAAAGAAGCAAUAUACCGUGCCAUGAAAGAGUACCAAAGACAGGCUGAUCGCGCGUCAGAAUUUAAACAGGAAUUGAUCGAAAAAGAAGAGGAGUACAAAAAAAGAUUGAACCUUAUAGAUCAAUUCUUGGAUUACUUACAAAAAUAUUUGACGCGAUUUGAUGAGGAACAUUUCGUAAUAAAUUUUAAUUCUAAUGAAGACCAAACACUUGAAAAUACGAAGAAUUUUGUUAAAGUACUUAUUGAGAAGAUCUUAAUAUGGUUACAUGAUCAAGAUAUUCUUAUUAAAACAUUACAAGCCGAUAAGAACCUAGAACCACGUAUUAUAGAUAUUUUUACACAAAAAUCUCAGUAUUUGAAUAAAUUUUAUCAGAGUGCUAUAGAUAAAGUUAAUUUUCAAGAUAAAAAAUUAAUUGAGGAUUAUUCUAUAACACGGGAAUUAGAAGCCACUAAAUCAAAUCUUGAUUCAACUUCUCAACAACUCGAGGCUGCUCAAGAUAAAUUAAUAAAAUUAGAAAAAAAUGUUGAUAGAUCAAAUAGCUUUACAUUAAAUCCUUAUUUACUUAAUGAAAGGAAAUCUGAGUCCAAUGAUCAAUCGAAUAGUAUGUCAAAUCGGCCGAUCGCAGAAAGAAUGGAAUUGUCUGAUUUGAGAACUCUUGCUGAAAAUAGAUUAAGAGAAUGUAAUGAUUCUCAAGCUGAGAAAAUUGAAUUAAAGAAAAGAAUAUAUGAAUUUCAAGAAAAGCUCAAAUAUGUUCCUGAAGAACGAAUUAAAGAAUCCGAAUCAUUCAAGUCGAUGCAAUUAGAACUUGAUCAUCUUCGUCAAUCCUAUGAUCUUUUAUAUACAUUAUUUGAGGAGAAAUCUCGAGAGGUUCAAGGUCUUACUGCGUCUCGAGAUAAGGCUGAUGAUCUAUUAAGGUCUGAAAUGAAACGCAUGGAUCAGGAAUUUCAAGAUAUAAAGCAAGGGUAUCUUAUUGAAUUAGAUAGGAUUCGUACGAAAAGAAAUGAAUUAGUUAAAGACGUAGAAACAUUACGUUCAAUGAUACCACAAGAAUUUCGUCAAAUUUCGGCUAUUCGGAUGCUUGCUAAUGAUCGACUGGAAUUUAUUAAUAUUUUAAAGGAAGAAAUUCGUAAACUUAAUAUAAAACUUGCAGCAUUCGAUGGCAAUAGAAAUGCUAUCGAACAUAUCCGUAAUGUUCAAUUAUCACAGAAUGAUUUAACAUAUCGAGAGUCUCAAAGAACUGAUUUAGUUAAAUAUAUUACUGACUGUCUAUCAUAUGAUAGCAGAUCAAAUAAUUUUGAUCAAAAAUCUCAGGAUAGUCCAGUAAUAGAACUACUUUCUUCACAAAAGCCUGAAGAAUUAUAUAAUCGAAUUAAAGAUCUCGAAAUAACAAAUGAAAUUUUAAAAAAGCUCGAAAAAAGAGAUGACGCAAAUCAUAAAAAAGCGUUCGAGAUUUGUUCACAAGAUCAAAGAGUGUACACAUUAAAACAAUCGCUUACGAAAUUUCAACAACGUCUUAAUGCCGUCACAAUGGAAAAUGUUUCGUUAACAAAAGAAAGAAGUUCUAUGGCAGUUGUCAUACAAAAUCAAAUAAAUGUAAUUCGACAAAAUAGUUAUCUGUUAACGAAUUAUAAAUCCCAGUUGGAAAUCCAUAAAAGGGAAGUCGACAAUUCUAUUCAAGCAUUAUCUGUUUAUAAACAAAAAUACCAAGAAUUUGAGCUUGAUCUUAAACGAGAAAAGACAACCUCGGAAAAUUUACGUAUUGAUAAAAUAAAUAAAGCCAGAGAAUUUUCGGCGGAAAUGAAUAAACGUGAUGAUGAAUCAAAAGCAAUGCUCAAAGAAUUUAGACAUGUGAAGGAACAAUUGGAAGGGAAAUCAAAACAAAUUGAAGAACUUAGGAAGACCCAAUCAUCUACAGUUUCUUCUGAUACACUAAAGUUAUUGGAAGCAUAUGAGACAAAAUGGAAAUGCUCUACAUGUAAUACCAGAUUUAAAGAUCAUUGUUUGACCCUUUGCAUGCAUGCAUUUUGUAAACCUUGUUUAGAACGACAGUUAGAAAGUCGUAAUCGUAAAUGUGCGAAUUGUGGUCAACAAUUUGGUAAAACAGAUAUUAGACAAAUAUAUUUUUAG